Messenger RNA from Punctularia strigosozonata HHB-11173 SS5, 1470 nucleotides. RefSeq lists its product as uncharacterized. The transcript is spliced from 5 exons. The record is from RefSeq and is a predicted model, not a curated record. NCBI's taxonomy places the organism in Eukaryota, Fungi, Basidiomycota, Agaricomycetes, Corticiales, Punctulariaceae. The coding region runs from base 1 to 1470 and encodes 489 amino acids.
AUGGCGCGGGACUUCGGUCAGCUGAUGACACAAGAUAUGAUUGAGACCGCCGCAAAUAUAUUACCUUCCUUUCCUGAUCCUCGACCUGCUCGCAAAUAUAACCUGCCGGCGCUGUAUAUGAAGAUCGACGUGCAGAAAUAUGCUAAAGAGGCCAUUCCGCUGCGUUAUGAUAAGGAGAAACUCGAAGCUCUGCGUAAAAAAAGAGCAGGCGCCUUGCGCAAGGCCAAGGAGCAUGCACAAAUGUGCGAACGGUGGCAUCAGUCGUGGGUGAAAGAACUGAGCGACAAAUCCGACGAUGUCCGGCGGAAGCGUCGGGACGCAAUCCGCAAGCGUCUUGCUGACCUCGGAUGGAAACAAGAAUUAGAUGCAUUGUUCCGAUGGAACCCGGAUCUCUUCACCUCGCAUCCUCUGAUCAAGCAGCGGAAAUUGCUCACCGAAAGAAUGUGGACUAACAUGAAAGACCAGAUGGAGAAGUUCAUGGAAGAAGUCAAGGCUGACCGCGAAGACCGGGAGCGUUUGCAAAUUGUCAUUCAGCGCCGACGCCUAGUGCACCAAAUUCGCGAUCAAUGGGCUAGCACUCGAGCUCCGACGGAGAUACUUCCCUCCGCGGCGGAUGUUUGCGAGAUGCCGUCUUUCAAGGCGGUUAUCGGGCGUCCUAGCGAUGUGCAGGUGGACGCCUCUAGCUUCGAGGAUGCUGUGGAAGGGCUAGACACAUCGCAUGUCGACUGGCUCGCGAUGAUACGCCAGAAGUUGGCGAAACUAGUGCCUCACACAGCAAGCCCAGGAAAGGCCAGGAAGGGCAAAAAGAAACUAGCCACCCCUCCUCCGGACGUUUCUUGCUUAGAUCUUGCCACGACAUGGUUUAGAUGCAAGUCAUGCUGGACCGCUAAGCUGGGAGCCUCUCGUGCACUAGCUCACCAUUGCCUGACAGAACACAGACGGCUGGCAAAGCGUCCUGACGAGGAUCCCGGUCUCCGCGCGCUCCGAGAUGACAUCGGAUCCGUCUGCUGGAACGAUCUGGACCUUCUGGAUUACCAUCAGUCGAUGGCGACUAUAUCUGCAGCUCUGGUGGAGCUAUGCGGGAUGGACCCGGCCACGACGACUCUGGGUGAUGUGGUUGGCGUACGCUUCAAGUGUAAGAAGUGUGAACACGCCGGCAGAGGAGCAUGUUAUGAGCAGUCCAAGGGUGCUUGGAUUGUUGACUUUCAGGGCGCCAUUAAUCACACGCGUGACAUGCACGACCCCAACGAUUCGAUCCUCACUCUCUGGGCUGUCUUGACCGAAAUGGAGGUGAGCAAGGUGCGGAAACUCGAGGAGUCGGUGCUCCUUGGGAUAUAUCGGGGAAUCAGUACUCGACCCGGCGACGGACCGGCUUGGACACCUAGUUCUGGCCUAGAAAUCGCAGUUUGGUGCAUGCAUUGUAAACAACGGACAAGCUUCAAGGCACUGCGGUGGCACCUGAAGAAGUAA